AGGCGUAAUUUCCGCCUGAAACACCAAGAUUUCCGCCUGGGGCGCCAAAACAGAGAGCCCCCUUAUUUCUGCUUCAAAUUUCCGCCCGAAACACAGGUUUUUCCGCCCGGGGCGGAAAACAGCAGACUAGUGUUGUUUUUCCUUCACGUUUUCAAGGCAAUUUGCAACAAUCAACAACUGAAAAUGUCAUAAAUAACCCUAUGUUCCUUCAGCAAACACCAUCUGAGACAAAACAUGAAUCUAUUGCUGCUUGUGAUUCAUGCAUUGUUUCAACAACAUCCUCAGAGUCUUCUGAGGAUGAGGGAGAGGGUGAAGAAGGUUGUAGAGUAGAGCAGAAUGAACAACAGGCAAGUGAGUAUUUCUACAUGCAUAUGCCUAUGAAUAUGAAUAUGAAUAUGAACAUGCCUAUGCAUAUGUCUAUGCCACCACCUGCAAUGCCAUCUCCACAGAGAGAUUUUGGUUGGGAUUUCUUUUACCCUUUUGAUAGUGUGAGGCAAGAGGUUAUGAGUGGCUACCAUAGGAACUCAGAUGAUGAUUUGAGGGCAGUGAGGGAGGAAGAAGGGAUUCCUGAGUUAGAGGAUGAAAUGGAAAGGGGAGAGAUUGAGCAUAAGGUUGCUGUGAGUGUUGAGGAGAAGAGUAAUAAUGAAGGUGGAGGACAAGUUGUGAAUAAUGGUGUUGAAGCCGCGGCGAAGGAGGUGGAUGUGGCUAAUGAAAAUGUUGGAGAGCAAAAGGGGCUUGCUGUUCUUGAUACACCUGCAGAAGGGAGAGAGUUGCUUGAAGCUUUGAAAGAUAUUGAGGAUCAUUUCAUUAGGGCUUAUGAGUCUGGUAAGAAUGUGACAAAGAUGCUUGAGGCUAAUAGAAUUCCUCUUCAUUCUAGUUUGGAGGAAAUCAAAGAAAGCUCGACCAAACUCAUCAAUGCAAUAACAUGGAAGUCCAUGUCAUCCAGGCAAUCAUCAUGCAAGAGUUUGGUGGUUCAAAAUAUGAAAGAUUCUUCAAACUGGGUGGAAUAUAAGAAUGACCUGUUUGAUGAUUAUGGAGGGAUGGAUUCAGGAAGUCAUUUAUUAACAUUAGGAAGGUUAUAUGCAUGGGAAAAGAAACUGUUUGAGGAGGUUAAGGCUGGAGAUAGCACACGGAAAAAUUAUGAUAAGAAAUGUGCGCAAUUGAGAAAUAAGAAUGUUAAAGGAGAUGAUGAAUCAAGCAUGGAUAAGACUAGAGCUGAUAUGAAGGAUCUAUAUGCUGGGAUCUUGGUUGCAAUUCGGCGUGCGGAAUCAAUCUCAAAGAGAAUUCAGAAAAUGAGAGAUGAAGAAUUACAACCUCAAAUUGUUGAACUACUGAAAGGCCUUACACAAUCAUGGAAAAUCAUGUUGGAGUCACAUGAAACACAAAAGAAGAUUCUUUCUGAAGUCAAAUACUUCACAUGUCCUGCAGACGGUAAAUUUUGCAAUCAAUCUCGUGGAUUGGCAACUCUUCAGCUUGGUUAA
Trifolium pratense (red clover) is the source of this 1481-nucleotide messenger RNA. RefSeq names its product protein ALTERED PHOSPHATE STARVATION RESPONSE 1-like. The record is from RefSeq and is a predicted model, not a curated record. Lineage: Eukaryota; Viridiplantae; Streptophyta; Magnoliopsida; Fabales; Fabaceae. Bases 201 to 1481 code for a protein of 426 amino acids. The transcript is spliced from 4 exons.